Molecule: messenger RNA, 1131 nt
Organism: Phaedon cochleariae (mustard beetle)
Lineage: Eukaryota; Metazoa; Arthropoda; Insecta; Coleoptera; Chrysomelidae
Source: the annotation of a GenBank genome assembly
AAAAUCUCCCCAUUCGACAGCAAGUGUUUUGGAGGUUAAAUACUGUGCGGGAUGAUAUGUCGUAGUGCCAGGGGACAUCCGGAAUAAUGACAAUGCUGAUGAUGGAACGUAUCGUCACCAAUUCUCAAGAUGUCGUUCAGGAGAAAGAGGCAUCCAGCCAGGAUGAGCGACUUUUCCGUAGAGGCUCGGCCCGGAGAAGGUUAGAACAAGCCAGGGACGCUGAAAGCUGUGAUAAAUCCGAAGAAGAAGACCUCAAUGUCGACGUGGAGAACGACGAUGCCCUCUGCCCGGUCGACCUGACCAGGAGGCAUGAGUCUUACCCCUCCUCUUUCGUAAGCUUCGGCAAAAAUGACACUGACGAGUUGGUGAAACGUGCGGAGAGUGUUUGUAGUGACAGGAGUCGGUCUAGGAGUCCUGGCAGGGACCAGAGUCCGCCGUCGGUUGUGAGCCACCAGGGCAGGAGACUGGCUUUUUCGGUGGAGAAUAUCUUGGACCCCACUAAGUUUACGGGGAGGCAGACUGUUUACAGUGACGGGGUUUGUUGUUGGAAGCCGCUGGACGGUUCUAGGGGUUCUCCGGACUAUGACGGUAGUGAUGCAGGCAAAGACCACCAGUCUGAAGACGAUGACGACAUGCACAGUGAUAUCAGCGAAGACCUCAAAGACCCCUCGCAGAAAAAGAAAGGCGAUUCGAAAUCCCAGAACGCCGGCAAACCCAGACGAGCACGAACAGCCUUCACCUACGAGCAACUAGUAGCCCUCGAAAACAAAUUUAAGACCACCAGGUACCUCAGCGUCUGUGAGAGGUUAAACCUCGCCAUCAGCCUCAGCCUCACGGAAACCCAAGUCAAGAUCUGGUUCCAGAACAGGAGGACGAAAUGGAAGAAGCAGAACCCCGGGAUGGACGUCAACUCUCCCACAGUGCCCCCUCCAAGUGUGGGAUCCGGAGGCUUCCCUGGGUUCCCACACUCCCACAACGGGCUGCUGUACUCGCACCACGUGCCCUAUGGAGGGGUGUAUCCACUUCAAGCCGCCAGCUCCGGUAGCUACACUCCGUACUUUCAUUUAGCCAAUCACGGACACAGUUUGGGGUCUUGAGAGAAAGGGUUGGGGUAGAACGCUUCCGGUUGUG